Molecule: messenger RNA, 2042 nt
Organism: Colletotrichum scovillei
Lineage: Eukaryota; Fungi; Ascomycota; Sordariomycetes; Glomerellales; Glomerellaceae
Exons: 1
Coding region: 453-1616 (387 amino acids)
Source: RefSeq, a predicted model, not a curated record
UGGCCACUCAGACAGCCAGCCGAGAGCCCGCAUUUUGCCCACGCUCUCAGUACGUACCGGAUCUCUGCCCUGAGCUUUGGUGUGGAGUGGAGGUCCAGGGCCUCUCUUCAUCCUGCCUCAGGUGUCAAGGAGGCCAUCUCCGCAUUAUCCAUGUCACAUGACCCGUCAGUGGCAUGACGGAGGCCCGGCUCGGCAGGCAACCUGACUCCAUGGCACCACGAUGAUGCGUAUCUGACCUGCCUUACCACUUCGUACUUCCACCAGACAUUCCAAGCACCCCCAGCACAUCAUCCUUCUCUGGGACCGCCAACUCCGCGCGGAGAGACACCCACUCCGUACUUCCGCACUUCCGGCGAACACCAUCGACCACUGCCUAAUUUUGCAACAACUUCACGAAAGGCCGUCUGCGCCGACCCUGCUAUCUCGAUACCUCGAAUCCUACGACUUUCACAAUGUUCGCCACAAAGCCUCUGAGCUCUAUCAAAAAUGCCAUUCCCUCGAUUCACCAGCCGCUACCCCUCUCGUCGAAGCAGUCCAAGAAGCUUCUCAAUGUCUUGAAGACUUCCUUCCGCAAAAAUCUCGACAAAGAGCAUGGCUUCGCCCCCGAGACUACCGACUUGGCCGCGGCCAAGGCUACUUCGUCAACACACUCCCCGUCUCGCCCGACCGACCAACAUCUUCGCUCCAUUCUCUCCAACCCGCUAUUCAAGAUUGGCGCUCAACUAGGCAAUGUCCCCUCCGCAAGUUCCAGUCCUAGAGAUCCGAUGGACGUGUUCGAUGAGGCAGUAUCGCGAGGUAUGAUGACAAAUCGUGCGGCACAAGGCUGUCUGAAGGCGAAACGACUGCAGAUUCUCCAAUCCAGUACCCUGUCAGUGGAGGACUCAAUGGCGGCAUCUGCAGCUGGUUUGCGGGUAGUUCAGUGGUUGAGGUCAUCUGGCCAGGAACGGAACCUGGAAUUUCUCGCCGACGUCGGCCUGAGCCGUGAGCUCCUCACGUUCAUGGUUGCAGAGGGGCUGGAGGAGGUUGCGUGGACGUGGGCGGACCGACUGGUUCGCGGCGAAGGACCUGCAGAUGGCUCCAGCCAGAUUGUGGGAUUCUUAGUCGCCAACCUGGUGCGGGCAAAGUCUAGAUUGGAGGACCGCAGCCUAGACACGGCAUUUUCAACAAUGCUAAGAGCGGAAACCACUUGGAAGGCGAAUUCUCAACUUCCUCAGAUUCUCUGGCAACCUUUCCGCCAUCUUUCCUGGGAAGCCACAGUCGAUGCGUGGAAGCGACCACUACCCUCCGCGCCGCUAUACGAGUCCUUCGCCAGGACCGCUACCUACCAACGGCCCCUGAUCAAAACUAUCAGACUCGACCGCGCACAUUUGGACCUCCAUCAUCCUACUAACCCAGAUCACACGGGGGCCUUGGCUGUGCUCCGUUGGUUUUUGGAGGAUCGGGGCACCCUGGAAGGCGACGGCCGUCUACCUAGAAGACUGAGGACAAUGGCCAUGGAUAUUGUCACCCAUCUCACAAAGAUCGGCCGGGCUGAAAGUGCCGAUACGGUCCUGCGCCUGUUGCACGAUAACUCUUCGACCAACCCGUGGCAGCAGCCCGGGCCACUGAAUGUGUGAGCCAUAUGAGAGGCUUUGUCUUUCAAGCUCACACCAACACAUCUACCAGCACACUCGGCAUCACUCCUGCCGCCGUCGUCUUGGUAGGGAGACCGGAUCACGCCACAUGCCAAGUUGUCGUUGAUCUGACAAUCUCUUCUCACACAGGGCCUGCCUGACAAAAUCCAGAGCCGCGCCAUCGUCGGUCGCCGAAGAAUCGACGCUGCUGGCUCUAUUAAGAAUGGCUCGAUACAAUCAGGUGGACAGAUUAAGUCCGGAUUGGGGACCACACCAAUUUCUGCAAUUGCCGGCCAAAUAUCCAUGAGAAGUGUCGUAAUCAACCUACGACUGGAUGUAGCAAGGCUGAUGGCUGCUGGCGACAGACCGCCUCUUUUUUAGAAUAUAGCUUAUGAGAUACCCGCAAAUGAACAAUCAUUUCAACCCAUC